CUUAUUUAAUUCUAAUGAUUUUUUUAAUUCAUCACGCUUACUUUUUUUUUAACAUGAACCCGUGUAGUGUAGUGUAGUAUACUUUUAUAAAAUUGUUAUGAAAGAUGAACAAGUUUAUCAUAGAUAAUUCUAUUCAACAACUUUUCAAAUAAUUCUAUAUCUUAUUAAUCCCAGGAAGCUUCAAAUGUCAACAUAUAAGAGUUUGAAAUGUCUACUCUUUUCUUCUUUGCUUGUCCCCCUUACCUUGCAACUUCUAUCCGUUGACAAAGACUCCAAAGUCAACCUCACUAAUUCCUUCUCAGAAGUAUUUUAAAACCUGUCCUUCACACCCGAUCUCUUGAUUUGAUUCAAAACAAAGUGAAUGGAUUUCUUGAAGAGAGGAAAAGUGUUCCGGCUAAAAUGCAGUGGGCAAAGUAAGUAUCUGAUAGCUCAUAAGGACGAUGAAACCAUCCAACAAAGCCGGAAUUGCUCCUCCAAAAAAGCCGAAUGGGUGUAUGAGCACGUAGAAGGAAAACCCAAUCUGAUCCGCCUUAGAAACUGCAGCAGCUAUAGAUACUUAGCUGCCACACAAGAUUUAUUUCUUCUUGGUAUGACAGGAGGAAAGGGUUGAACAGACAAUGAGAAUGGGUUCCACUAUAGAUUGGGAGCCCAUCAUAGAAGGGCUUUACAUCAAACUAAAGAGUCAUACAGGUAAAUUGUUAAGAGCCAACAGAGGACCUCCUCCUUGGAGGAAUUCUGUCACCCAUGAUCAGCCUGGUCAUUGGACAUCCACUGAGAAUAUGACAUUGUAGAUUGUCGAUAUUGUCGAGUUCGACUUACAGUCUCUAGAGAAUGGUAAUGAAACUGCUGAUUCUAAUACAUUCAUGGAACAACAUCAAGGGACUAGUACUGAUGCAUCCUUGUCCUGCACUGCAACAGAUCAGGAAGCUUAUUUUUCUCCUAAACAAAGUUUUAAUGAAAAUAGACCUGCUACAGAUCAGGCUUCUGCUCCUCAUAGUAAAAACCUAAGUCCUGCAUCAACGGAAAAUUCUACCCGAGUCUCAACCUUUGUCCAACAUCAUUUGUGCAAUGAAUCUCAGCACUCUGAUUCAUUCGACAAGCUAAAAUCCAUGUUAAGUGGUUUACAAGACUUACUCGAUGAAACACAAGAAAGUGAUACUAAAUUAGAUGCUGGUUCAGAGUUCUCUGCAGAACAGGAACUGACUUCACACCAGCCUCACCAACUUGAAGUUAAGAUGGCAAAACAAACACCCUUUUGUCUUCCGGAAGAGACAAGAAGUUAGAGAAGUCGAUCGAUAUUGUUGUUGCUGAUGCAAAUGUUUCGUUUGAUGGUCAGAUUCCUAAGGAUUUGUCUAAUGUUCAAUACCAAAUAAAGUCUAUGAGGAGUGACCAUAGUUUAGCCUCCCAAGAGUUGAGUGAUUAUACUACAUUUACUAAAAGGAGUGGAGAGAUGAAGACCGAACUUAAGAAGGAUGCUGCUAAGGCUCACGAGCUGGAGAUCUUAGAAGUCAGGUUUAGCAACAUGCUUGAGACAACAAGAGCCAAAAGGGAUGAUUUGUUGAAGCAACUUGAGGAAGUUGAGAAUAACAUCAAGGUUGCAGAAAUUGGUCAGUCAGAUAAUGCAGUGGAGAUUGAAGAGCUUAUUUCUAGAAUAGGGAUAAGAGUCAAAGCUUGAGGGACAGGGAGAGGAAUCAGAGAUCAUGGAAAUUGAAAAAAGCUAAAGCUGAGAGGACUUUGGAGGAUGUAGAACAAGAGUGGCUUAAGGUCAAGAGUUUGCUUCAGGAUCUUUGAUUUUUUGCUUUCUCUUUGUGCUUGUUCAUUUUAAGGAUUCUAGAUGCUUAUUAUAUGUCAUUAAGAUAAGCAAUUUGUGAAAUCAUGUAUUUAAUUAUUGUAAAAUUAUAUGAUAUGUUUGGUGUUUUAGUCUUACUUCUUUUUAUAUUAAUUUUUCCUUUUAGAAAACAUAGGGUGUCUUAAACGGUUUGUAAGUUAAAUAUAAAAAGAAUUAUUUAUUUUAAUUUUGAUAGAGAGAUUAUAAGUACCAUUGUUACAUAGUUGGUUAAAAGAUAGUGAUAUUUGUUGAGAAUUAUGAGGCAACAGAGCAUGGCUAAAAUCUUAAGUUUACGAUGUAUACUAAGGUAUAAAAGUUUAAGUUUAAUUAUAAAUUCUAGUUAUACUAAAGUUUACUUCUUUGAAAAGUUAUUGGCAAGUACUAUAAAAAUACACUGGUGGAAAAAACAUCAAUUGUUGCAUAACAUAUACCGCGGCUGUAACCGCCUCGAAUUAUGAAGGCAAACACUAAUUGGAAUUUAGUAUUAAUCAAGCGGAAGCUUACUUUUGCCAACACAAUUAAGGGGUUACUUAAAGGUCAAACUAAUAUCCACGUAAAAUACUUGAAUCAAACCAAAGCAAUAUAACGGAAGUCUUAACUGUCUAAAAUAUAGGAAAAUUACAACCAAA
Molecule: messenger RNA, 2457 nt
Organism: Amaranthus tricolor (Joseph's coat)
Lineage: Eukaryota; Viridiplantae; Streptophyta; Magnoliopsida; Caryophyllales; Amaranthaceae
Exons: 3
Coding region: 864-1283 (139 amino acids)
Source: RefSeq, a predicted model, not a curated record